CACUUCUCUGCAAAUAUUUCGUUCUUCAUCAAGGGGUAUCCUAUAUAUAUUUACACACUGGGAGUGGUUCCGUGCUGAAACCCUAGCCGCGACGGAUCGAGUUUCUCCUCCCAUUAGGGUUUGCGAAUUAUCUUUCUUGAUCAAUAAUGGCGGACGUCGACACGGAGAUGGCAGCAGGACUGCCGAAGAAGAGGACGUUCAAGAAGUUCAGCUUCAGAGGGGUGGAUUUGGAUGCCCUCCUCGAUAUGUCCACAGAUGAGCUCGUCAAGCUUUUCCACGCCCGAGCUCGGAGAAGGUUCCAAAGAGGUCUGAAGAGGAAGCCUAUGGCCUUGAUCAAGAAGCUCCGCAAAGCUAAACGCGAGGCCCCACCGGGUGAGAAGCCAGAUAUUGUGAAAACCCACUUGCGGAAUAUGAUCAUCGUGCCAGAGAUGAUUGGAAGUGUUAUUGGUGUGUACAACGGGAAAGCCUUCACUACAGUUGAGAUCAAGCCGGAAAUGAUCGGCCAUUAUCUGGCUGAAUUCUCGAUCUCAUACAAGCCAGUCAAGCAUGGAAGACCUGGUAUUGGUGCCACCCACUCCUCUAGGUUCAUUCCUCUCAAGUGAGAGGCAUCACCCACCCUGCAGUCUAGACAUAAAUGCCCAUUUAGUAUUCAAAUGUUUUCUUGGACACUCUUUGCUUGAUGAUCCGUGUUUUGCUUUUUUAACUGGAUAAUUUUUUUUUCCCCCCAUAUUAAGGGUUUGAAUGUUAAAACGACUUUUAGUUCAAAGCUUGUUGCUAUGUUUUGACUCAUGGUUAAUAUUAUUAUUUGUUACAUAAAAGAGGGGAUUGUUGCUACA
Diospyros lotus (date-plum) is the source of this 836-nucleotide messenger RNA. Its product is annotated as 40S ribosomal protein S15-like. The transcript has 4 exons. Gene Ontology annotation, molecular function: structural constituent of ribosome; RNA binding. The record is from RefSeq and is a predicted model, not a curated record. Gene Ontology annotation, biological process: ribosomal small subunit assembly; translation. Gene Ontology annotation, cellular component: ribosome; cytosolic small ribosomal subunit. Bases 147 to 602 code for a protein of 151 amino acids. Lineage: Eukaryota; Viridiplantae; Streptophyta; Magnoliopsida; Ericales; Ebenaceae.